Molecule: messenger RNA, 1186 nt
Organism: Colias croceus (clouded yellow)
Lineage: Eukaryota; Metazoa; Arthropoda; Insecta; Lepidoptera; Pieridae
Product: protein N-lysine methyltransferase METTL21D-like
Exons: 3
Coding region: 184-864 (226 amino acids)
Biological process (GO): peptidyl-lysine methylation
Cellular component (GO): cytoplasm; cytosol
Molecular function (GO): protein-lysine N-methyltransferase activity
Source: RefSeq, a predicted model, not a curated record
UAUAAUUAUUUAGGCAUGUUUUAGGUCCACAGUAGUACACUGUAGAAGUAGAAUCAAAAACAGAAAUAUAAAAUCCAAAUAAACACAAAUUUAAAUGUAAAUUAGAUUACUAGAACACUAGAUCAAAUCCGAAACCAACAUUCCAUUUCAUUUUUAUUAAAGUGUAUUAGCGAAAAAUUCUAAAUGUCGCAUAGGUCAAGUUUUCAACUUAACGAUUUAUUUCCUAGGGAAAUAGAUAUCGAAGUGUGUUUAAAAACCUUAAGAAUAUAUCAGAAACUCGAAGGCGAUGUGAAUUGUGUUGUUUGGGAUGCAUCUCUGGUCCUUGCUAAAUAUCUAGAGACUAAGUGUUUCCAUAAGCCGGAUUUUUUAAGUGGUGUAAGAGUUCUUGAAUUAGGAUCAGGUCUUGGUGUUGUAGGACUCACUGCUGCUACUCUCGGGGCUCAAGUAACACUGACAGAUUUACCAGAGGCACUUCCCUUAUUGCGGUUAAAUAUUGCGGAAAAUAAAUCAAAGAUAGCUAGUAUGGGUGGAUAUGCUAUUGCAGAGUCUUUAGUAUGGGGCGAUAAAAACUCUGAUAUCCAUAAACAGGAGUUUGAUAUGAUUUUGUUAGCCGAUUGCAUUUAUUAUGAAGAUGCAUUGAAUCCCCUAUUUGAGACAUUACAAAGUUUAAACAACUCUGUGAACAAAAAGCCAACUAUAUAUUUAACCCAAGAGUUAAGAGACACAGAAAUUCAAAAGAAGUUGUGGAAAACCUUCUAUGAAAAGAUUUCAGAGUUUUUCUAUAUUGAGAGUAUCCCUGAAGACCAGCAACACAUUAAUUAUAGAAGUUCUGAUAUAAUACUCUUAAAAAUGACCAAAAAAUGAUAUUUAUAUAGUUAUGAUUUGUCGUGAAGGACUAUUAUUGUGGCCAAAUUAUUUAAGCUCUCUCUUAAUAGUUAAUGGAAUAGAAUAAGUUUAUCUGUAUAUUAAGAAAAUCAUAUUCCUAAUCAAAUUUUUAAUUUCAAACAUAGGUUUUAAUUUUAACUGUAUAAAUAUUAUGUAGGCAAGUGUUACAAGUCAGUAUUUACUUUUAGGGAUUAUUAUUAUGUAAUAAAUAGUCUAUGGUACAGGUAUUUUAAAAUUCAAACCAAAGACUAGAUAACUGAUUAUUCAUAAGUUUUAAAAUAUACUAUAGUUUAAAGUUUAA